AACCAACUCCUUGCGAAAGGCUUGCUGUUUAUAGAGGAGAAGGUUAAGCUGUGUGAAGGUGAGGAUCGCAUUGAUGUCCUGUCUGAAAUCUGGGAUCACUAUUUCACAGAGACUCUUCCUACGCUCCAGGCAAUAUUCUACCCAGUCCAGGGUCAGGAGUUGACUAUUCGUCAGAUUGCUCUUCUUGGCUUCAGAGACUUGGUCUUGCUAAAAGUGAAGUUGGAAGAAAUUCUUCCUCUAGUCCAGACAAAGCCCCCAGCUUCCAUUGUCCAGAUGCUGUUAAUUCUGCAGAGUGUCCAUGAGCCUACUGGCCCCAGUGAGGGCUACCUGCAGCUGGAAGAACUGGUCAAGCAGGUGGUAUCGCCGUACUUGGGUUUAUGUGAGGAUCUUAGCUUCUCUGGGAGCACCUGCCUGCUUGAGAGACGGUACUCCAGAUCCCGUCCUAAGGCUGGCAUACUGAAUUACUCAUCUCACGUGGUGACGAGCCGGCAGCCCAGCGAGAUGGCCCUGACCCCACUGACAGAGCAGGAGGGUGAGGCUUACCUGGAGAAAUGUGGUAGCAUCCGUCGCCACACUGUCACCAACGCCCACUCAGAUAUUCAGCUCCUGGCGAUGGCCUCCAUGAUGCACACGGGAAUGGUGAUUGAGGAAUCCGACAGCACUGACAAAUGCCUCCUCCUGCAGCCCAGUUUUAGCCACAGGCAGUGCUCCAGUGAGCCCAGCAUUGCUGAUGGGUCUGAGGGGGUCAUGGCAGCAGGUAGGCAGGACCCUGCCGAGCUGAACUGCACCUCGGUCAGCUAG
Molecule: messenger RNA, 801 nt
Organism: Leptosomus discolor (cuckoo roller)
Lineage: Eukaryota; Metazoa; Chordata; Aves; Leptosomiformes; Leptosomidae
Source: RefSeq, a predicted model, not a curated record